This is a messenger RNA of Drosophila elegans, 1156 nucleotides long. Its product is annotated as antigen 5 like allergen Cul n 1. The record is from RefSeq and is a predicted model, not a curated record. The transcript is spliced from 3 exons. NCBI's taxonomy places the organism in Eukaryota, Metazoa, Arthropoda, Insecta, Diptera, Drosophilidae. Bases 365 to 1156 code for a protein of 263 amino acids.
AUUACCAGUGCUUUAUGCUUGCAAUCAAUGUUUUUUAUAGAUUUUAUAUUCUGGAAUUAUACUUUUUUAUUAGCUUAGUUCAGCUUUAGUCGAAUUAAGUGUUCACAUUCGAUGUAAAAUAGUACUUUUGAACUUAAAUCUAAUUGUUCAAUUUAUUAUAUGGACUAAAAUCAGUCUUUAAAUUGUUUUUCCCCUCAGAAAUUCGAAAGAUAAAUAUUCAUACUGUGAGAUACAGUUUAUGUAGAAAAUAAAAUGAUGCAUUUUUCAUGCUGUUUUCGAGCAUUUAAAAUAAAUUUUCCACGGCUUAAGUAAAGUCGUUUUCCCCAUUAAACUUAUUUAUUUGUACAAUUGAAACUGCCACAAGAUGUUCUACCUUCUAGCACCCUUUUUAAUAGUCCUUAUUAGCCGGAAGGCGUUAGCCACGGAUUACUGCAACAAAGAUUUGUGCCAGCCCGAGAUAUCGCAUAUUGCUUGUCAAAACUAUGGGGAUUUUGACGAAAGCUGUGGCAGUGGAGCGGUUAUUAUGAAGUUCCCAAUGCAUCUGCGUUCCCAGUUGGUGGGAAUCCUGAAUGAUUUCCGAAAUACAGUGGCCUUGGGAAGGUUUUCCUCCUUUCGUCCGGCUGCCCGGAUGGCGACGCUCCGGUGGCACGAUGAGCUGGCCGGAUUGGCCAAGUUUGCCCUGAGGCGUUGCGAAAACAUGGACGAUUACUGCAGCAACACGGAUGAGUUCAAAUACGUGUCCUAUAUCUUCGGCAGCAGCAGGUGGCUGCAUCAGGAGAAGACUCCCCGAUCCAUUGUGGAGUUUGUGCUGCAAUUUUGGAUGGAUGAUAUUCGGGCUUGCUCCAUGAGUCACAUCAAUGCCGAGCGACCGCCCAAAGAUGGCCAAUGUCGUGGCUACUUUACGCAAUUGGUCCAAGAUCUGGCCUCACACGUCGGAUGUGCCAUGAUGAUGAGACGGAGUCACAGCGGCGGAUUGUAUCAGUACGGACUGCUGUGUCACUUUUCCCGCGGAAAAAUCGCCAACGAGCUGGUCUACCGGGAGAGUGUGCAUCCGGGUAGUCGGUGCCAUUCGGGAACCCACUCCAUAUAUCAGGGUCUCUGUUCGCUCGACGAGCAUAUCAAUCCCAAUGCCCUGCAAUUAGGCGCCCUCAAUUGA